CCUCGACCUCUUGCUUCCUUGCUGCCAUGCGAUUUUAGGCUGACACAUCCGACUGGAAUUUUACCUUGUAAGCUACUUAAAAAGGUAACUUUGUUGGUAAAAAUGACAAGAAAAAUUUACAUCUUACCUUACGUUGAACUCCUCUGCCAAUUCAAUAUCAAUUCAAGAUCGAUAUUGAAACGAUCCCUUGUAUUAACCUAGUGAUAUUAAACAAGCUCGAUCUGAACGCAAAUAACUUUAUAUGCUUUGUCGUCCACCUCAGCGUUGGAAGAGUUCGUUGCAAAGGGAGAUUUGAUCGUUGAUUUAAUUGCUUUAUUACCAUGAUAUUUUUAGUGUUUGAUGCCGAAGUUGCGUUUUGUUUUAUAAAUAUGCAGUCUGCGUAGAUCUCAGCCAAGAUCUUUAUAAAUUAUUAAUAUAAUAGCUGAUCACGAAUGAUUCAGCUGUUUACGUUUAUUUUGCAGUGGCUCAUUUUUAGACUCUUUAUAUUUAUUUAUUCGAGGUUAAGUUAAUGAUUAAGUGAUCUUAAAUACCCUCGAGGUGAUAUUUUCUAUAAUUUUUCAUGUGUUGAUCACUCAAUCUGCAGUAAUAAAUGUCAAGUAUGUUCUAUUUGUUGUUUUGCAGCUGUUGGUGCUGUUAACAUUAGGUUGUUGUGAGAUAUGAGUGCACCAUAUCCCCCUACUGGAGUCCAAGCAGGACAACCUACCUAUCCCGGUAAAGUACAGUAAACUUGCGCUGUUAUACAUUUGAAAUGUGAAAGAAAAGAAUGCUUGAUGUGAGGAUUUUUUUGUGGGAGUUAGACCAAAAUGGGAAGUUUCCCAAGAGUCCUGAUGUUUCCCGAGACAAAGUCGAGGGAAACAUCAGGACUCGAGGGAAAACAAAACUAACUGGUUUCCUGAGGGACCUGACAUUAAGUGUUUUGUUAUAUUUCCAGACUUUCACUUCAACGUACUUCGACAGCAACAAAAGAAUACGCUUAAGAGGGGCGAAUCAAAACAGUACGACUCGGUACUUAUGAGAACACAAAUUUAAUUCUCAAAACCACUGAAUGAAUGAUUUAAAAAGUACUUUCCUUAUAUUAUCUGCACCUUCCUCCACUAGCUGCUGUUCCUCUUCUAGGAUAACUUUGAAAAUCGUUGCUUUUUAGCUUGAGGCUUCAUGUUUGUGUUGUUGUAAAUGUUGUUGUGUUCAUUCACGAAAAAGAAAACUGGCAGUGUUUUUCCCGCCUUCUGUCACGCCACUUUCCACCAUGCUCUGAUCACGUGCUGUAAUGUGUCCCGAGCGGGGUACAUUGCUUGAUGUAUCACGAUCGGAAUACAUUUGAUUUUAGUCAAGGCCACGUGACCAAGAAUCAGCCAAUGGCUGUCCCUGUUUGGCGGGUAAUUGACCAUGAGACCAAUUUGUUUUUUUUUGUUGUUGCAUCUUUGUAGGUCAGCAACAGCCAGGUUACGGACCACCACAACAGGGUUACCCUCCUCAAGGAUAUGGACCUCCCCCCCAGCAGGGUUACGGGGCCCCUCAACAAGGGUGGGGACCGUCACCUGGACAACAACAGUAUCCUGGAGGACCACCCCUCACCCAAGGCUACCCAGCACCUCAACAGCAAGGAUAUGGGGGACAACCACCUCCACAACAAGGCUUUGCUCCCUCUGUCGGGCAGCAACCUGGAUAUGGUGCUGUACAGCAGAUUGAUGGGAUGCCGGCGGCAAAGCCAGGUUUUGGGCCACCACAAGGUAGUUAGUUAGUUAGUUAGUUAAAUUGUAACAAAUGUUUAUUCAUUUAAUUGGUUAUUAUGUAAAAGGCUACAAUAGCUAAUGUUUUGAUUACUACAUUUGAAGCUGCCCUACAUGUAGUUUUAUCAAAGCAAGUUCACCCAGAUGAAGAGCUACCAUGUAGAACAAAAAAGAAUGUAGUGACUCUCUAAAGAUGUACAUAAUUUGUACCAGCACCUAGUUAUUCUUAUCAUGAGGACAUGGAGAUUUUUUGACCUGUAAGGUAGACUGGCAGAUUUAUGCUGUAUCCAGGAAAAUCAACAGGAGAGUUGCCAGGCAUAUAGUAAAUUCAUUAUUGUAUGGUAACUAGUGUUAAUAUUUUUCAUACACAUGCUGCUGAUAGGUGAAGUGCAGACACCAUCUUAUACUGGAUCAGAUGUCCCUGAUGAAGAUGUCGAUGACAAUGAAAAUGCCACAGCCCCACCCCCAACGGCACCCCCAGCUGAUAUGUUUAGUACAUAUGCUGGAUACGAGAACACUGGAUUUGGUUAGUGACUUGUUAUCUACCACUCAUGGGAUAAUGCAUUUCCUUUACCGUAUUUAUUCGAAAAAGCGCCCACCUCGAAUAAGCGCCUAUCCUAAAGGCAGAAAAAGUUAAUAAACGCCCAGCCUUGAUUAAGCGCCCACCCCCACCUUCACCACCUCCUCCCCCUCAAUCAAACUCAAAUAAGUGCCCACCGCCACCCCACCCACUUGAGUGAGAAUGAGUUUGAAAUUGAAAUUGAAUAAGUACUAAUAAGAAAAUUCCCCAGGAGGAAGUUUUCUUCAGAGUAUUUUACAGAAACCCUGCUUUGUUACUUCUUCGCAUUCUUUUAUUAGCAUUUAUUGCUUUGUUGCAAAAUAAACAUAUUACGCUUGCUCAGUGAAAAUGGUGAAAACUUAAUAAGCACCCAGCCUCGAAUAAGCGCCCACCUUAACUAAGUCAGCCCACUCUCAAGGUCCAAAAAUGUAAUAAGCGCCCACGGCAGUUAAUCAAAUAAAUACGGUAUUUACCACCAGCCAACUUGCAAUGGUUAUGUGAAAGUCAAUAAAAUAAUAAAAUACCUCUUAGUAAUUCUAGGGGAUGGUAUAGAGUGGUUUUUCAAAAGACCUGGGUCUUGGAAAAUUUUGGCCCGAUCUUGAAAUCAUGAAAGCAUUUGUGAUAGGUUUCAAAGUCGUGGUUUUGGGUGAUUUUUCGUCUCGUAGUCUUGAAUUUUUUUAAGUAUCCAUUUCGCAGUCUUGCAAGGUCUUGAAUACCAUGAUUCUACCAGUUUGGUUUUUAUUUGUUGAUAUUGGAUGUUGUCACGGUUGUUUUUCAGGCAAUGAUUACCUACCACCUCCACCACCAUAUGAACCCCCAUCGCAACCAACCCCUGAGCAGCAUUUCACACAGUAAGUUUAAUAUAUAAAUUUAGCCAAGCUCCUGUAAAAAAUUAUAAUUUACUUCAACCAAUGAAGUUGAAACCAUUGCAAAGAAUUCAGUUGAGCCGGCAAUCAGUUGAAAACUAAUAACUUGUCAGCAGAGAACUUAAAAAAACAAUAAAUAAACCUGCAAUAUGGUCAUGUGAUACUGGUCAGUGGAUGCCCUGUUUUGACAGCUGUCAAUUGACCCCAACAUGGAUGUGGAAUAUCAGGUUGCAGGCUCCCACACUAGCUACAAUCUUGGACAAAAAUGUUGGGAAAAAUGGACGUUACCAUGUCUAUUUAUUUAUUUUAUUUAUUUAUAACAACUUUAUUUGCAAUAAUUAAUACAAAAAGGCUGCCAUCAGGGAGGAACUGAAUCCUCAUGUAAGAUGACCCCCUAAAAAUAUCUACAAAGCUAUUAAGGAAAUAUAAGUCAGAUAAAGACUACUAUAAUGUAAGAAGAAAUGUAAAAGAUAUCACUAAAAUAUAUCUAUUAAUAAUGGAGUUAUUAAAAUUAUCUAAUUACCGGGUCAUAUAAGUCAGAUAAAGACUAUUAUACUGUAAGAAGAAAUGUAAAAGAUAUCACUAAAAUAUAUCUAUUAAUAAUGGAGUUAUUAAAAUUAUCUAAUUAUCAAAUUAGAUGUGCAAUCGCAACAAUUUUAUGUUCAUUACGUACUAGUUAAAAAGUGUUAAAAAAGUGUCUAGUUUCAAGAUAAAGCUCUUGAAAGCCCUGGCUACGACAAAUACUCCCCCUUCCCCCUAAAAGACAAUGUUGAAGUCUGGCUGGAUCAUUUCUGAUCCCGACUAAACAACUUUGACCAGGGUGGGGCGAGUGGAGGGACCAUAGUGGUACCAAAUCUGCAGGGUAGGCGUUCUGUUGGUAAGAAAGUGCAAAAUUCUCAACACUUUUUGCCCACUUUUGGUAGAAAUUGUGACAUUUCACCUUGGUUUUGCUGUGGUAUAGACACACAGACCAGGACUGUCACUGUGUUUUUAAGUUGCCGGGUGACUAUGCAAUUAGUAGGUGGGGAACUGAGUUGCCAGCAAGUUGUUUUAGUUCUAUUUUCCUGUUGUUACAUUCGAAAAUGGGCUGAGGUUAUGCUCAUACUAGACAGGGGAAAUAGCUGCAUGGUAUAUUCUACGCUUAGUUAAAGGCUACCCACCCUUAGUAACAGGCUAUUUCUGUUAUGAUGUCUUAACAGAGCUACAUCCAUAAGUGAAGAAGAAGCAAGAGAUGCACUGCUUGCCUUUGUAGGUGAGCACUGUUGUUAUGGCAAAGGAGCUGCUGAGGAUAUGGACAUUAAGGACAUCAAUCCUUCAAGUGCUUAUCAUGUAAGUACAGUUGAAUCUCCAUUAAGCGGCAGCCACCCUUGGGGUCCUGGAACUUGGGACCUUGUGCACCAAAGGACGUCCACUAAUCAACUGUGCCGCCUCCCUUAGUGCCACCCAAGCUAAGUGAGCUUAAAAAGUUACUUGCCCUGCCAGAAAAAUAAUCUACUUGUCUCAGACCAGCAGACAGGACAUUGUUUCAGCCCUGUGAACCCUGGAACAGUCUCAGUCAAAUCGACUGACUGCAUAAUGAUUUUUUUCUUUAUCUGUAUGUUAAAAUAAUUUCAUCCAUUGAUACAUUUAGUGGUAAAUAAUAAUGCUGCUGCUUUAUAUCAUAAAAUUAUUGCUUUUAAAAUUUCUUUGAGCAUAAUUUUCUGAUUCAAGUGCUAAUUUCGUAUAAUACUAGUUAGCAAAUAUUUUUUUAUAUGUACUUUUAAUUUGUGAAUUGCAGUACAAUUUUGUGAGUUUCUGUGAGUCAAGGUCAACUGCUUGGAAAUAUGAGCCCUACAGAGGUAUGUGGGUCUCUAACUAAAACAGUCAAACCUUCCCUUAUUUGGGCUCCUCUCAGUGACGGAUCCAGACCUUGGGGGGAGGGGGGGUGGUCAUCCCGACCCUGAUAUAAGGGGUUAGGGAGAGGUCUCGAAAAAAAAAUAUUGGCCCAUCUGGCCUCAGUUUGUUCUAGAAGUGAGGGGAGCUGCCCCCUGCCUUCUGGGAUCUGCCACUGCCUCUAUGAAAUGAACAGCUCUGUUACGAACAUUCACGUGAUCUCAAAGGUGCCAAAGCCCAAACAAUUCUACCUGUGCAAUGCGGAUAUUACCCCGAGUCCCUUUGGAAUUCAGCAAUGAGCUCCAAGACUGAGCUGCCUCGCUGAAAAGAUCUAUCCUUGGUUAAUAAUGUCAACAAAGCAGUGCUGAGUUGAUCCUUGUUCUGGUCCUCCCAAUGAACAAUGAACUCAAUGAAUUUCUAGAAGUGUGUCUCAAAUUUCCCUUUAACCUGAUUAGCCAACUGAACAAUAGCUUUUUAUCAUGGCCAGCCAUGGCGGGUACUCAAAUCCUGGUACAUAACUGGCGCCCCAGAACAGGUAUUUCAGUGCCGCUUUUCAGUUGGACUUAGCCAGAUGUUUAGUUUUGUCUGUGGUGCAGGCUAUGUAGUCUAGACUACCAGAGAAAUCUCAUAAUUUGCUGCUCAAUACAACUGGAGAACUGUGCACCUUACAGAUGUAUGUCCCCUGUUCCACUUUACCCAACCCCUCCCCCCCACCCAAUUACUCACUGCACCACUUACCCUACCCUACUUGAGCGCCACAAGUUUAUCAGUUUUUUCAUAAUGGUCACGUGUUUACCCUCUUUAAAUAUAGGCGUUAGCUUUAGCUACCCUACCCUAGGUAUGAUAAACUGUACUCUGGGUUGCUAACAACAGCUAGCUAGCCCUGUUGGCUUUCUUCUGCAGUAGUUUAUCACAUGCUUUCUUUGUUAUUUUGUUAUCAAAGGUCAGCAGAUUGAUGGCCCACAAAAUGGCCCUGCUCCACAACCAUGGGAUAUUCUUGCUCAGCCAAGUCAGCUAUUUACACCCCAAGAGGCGCGUAUUGAAGUUCCACACACAGCUUCUGUUAAGGUAUCAUAGUGACUGUAUACAAUGUACAGUCAACCUUCUAUUUCAGAUUUGGAAGAUGAACUAGUUUGGUUUGACUCAACAGAGAGGAGAACUGUGACGUAACGUUACCAUGGUAGCAAAAUUGGAUUGACUCAGUUGCAGAGUAGAAAGCAAUGUGUGUGUGUGUUUUUUUGAUGGAUCGCUUUAAGUCUGAAGAAAGAAGACAUCCUAAAUUUUGCGCACACAGACCACAUUUACACGGGUCCGGGCAAAUUUUUGAAUGGACAAGAACUUACACGGAUCCGCUUUUCGUUUACAGUACGGAACCCGCGGAACCGUGCAAGUUUUUGAACGGCGACGUUUCUGGGAAAAUCCCCACCUACCCCUCCCCUAGGCCAACAUCAACACUUACUUCUCACUUGGGAGAAAAUGUUGCCCUAAGGGAGGGGUAGGUGGGCAGUUUCCCAGAAAUGUAUAAUGAUCCUAAACACUACUGCAAUUUGUAACAGAAUUUGGACGGUUCCGUGUUACCGCGUUUCUCAGGUAAAAGAAAUCGUCCGUUCAAAAAUUUGCCUAGAUUCGGGUAAAAACCCCAGCAUUCCCGCGAGAUACCGGUAUGCCUCAGUCUAUAAUAUUAUCGCUAAUUGUAGUUUGCGAUUUUCUCCUGAAAGUAGGAAAUGUCUAACAUUUCUUUUUUUUUGUCAGCCAUGCCAUGAGUGUAUGGCUAUAGGUUACAAGCGCUGCUACAAAUGUUACGGUCGAGGAAGGGUAAGGAUCACAGACAGUUUUUCACAUUUGUUGCUUCCGCAAGAAAAACUUGAAAAGAUGAGGCUAUCGUGAGUUUUCCCCUUUGCUUGCUCGUAACAUAUACUUGCCUGUGAGACAAUCCUGCUAAUAACUGCUUGCAGUCAAUAAAUACAAUCAAUUCUGUUCAUAACAUUACUAUACCUUCGUGUUUUGCUUGACACAAGAAUCAGGAAUUAUGCUGUAAAAUUUUAGCAUAAACGGGAAAAAAAAAAAAGAACGAUAUCAUUUGUUGCACAAGGGCGACAGUCAAUAAACACGUGAAAUACGAAAACUGGAAGUCCAAAUUUACUUGAGUGUCAACAGGGUACCCAACAACGAGAUAACUAAAUAGACCUCUUAGGGCCCAUUAUGAUUGCCGGGCUGCAUUUAUUGAAAGGAAAUUUUUUGCAUUGAAAUAAGGAUCACGAUAGUACUAAGUAUUAUCAACCAAAAAGUACGUUGGGAUUGACAGUUACGAAAAAAUGUUUCCCUUACUCAGUUAAAACGCGAUUUUCUGAAUUGGGUCACGUUGUAUUGCAUGUGUCCUGGUGACGUCAUAAUCAGAACGACUUGACCGGUCACUUAGGAAUCACAAUUCGAAUUUUGUUAAAUAUGGAUGAAAUCGAGUGUUUGCCUAUAUCUUAUAGGUUCGUUGCACGUGGUGUCACGGUUCAGGUCACCGCACAGAAUAUAGGGACGGUCAUCAUCAUCGCACGUGUUGCACGUGGUGUCACGGAUCAGGAAGAAGAAUGUAAGUACCAUAAGCUAACCAUGUACAGUUGAUCUCUCUACAAUGGUCACCUUGGGGACAGGGGAAACCCGGGGGGGGGUACUCCCUUACAAGAGGCUAAUAGGGAUGUGCCGCUGAAUGGGGUCGCAUUUUCACGACUGGAGUGACUAUAAUGGGGUCGCAUUUUCAAUAGAUUUACUAGAAUGGGGUCGCAAAUUUUCGGAUUUUUGGGGUGAGUAAGGAUUCAAAAUGGGAAGAUUCUCGGUUAAAAAAUCAGAAAGUUGUUGUUUAUUAAAUUGAACAGUAAGCUCGCAUUGACCGCAUUACAUUCCGCCGCUUGAAACCACAUUGAUCAGGUAGAUGCAUAAAUAGAAAGUGACUAAGCUGGGAUCGCGAAAAUUACAUUUUCCAAAAAGUGACUAAGAUAGGGUCUUUAAUUGGCCAAAAAAUAGACUAUAAUGGGUAGGGGCUCUGAGAGGCCAGCGGCACAUACCCAGCAAGCAUUAACCCAAGUAUCCCCCCCCCGCGGGAGAAGAAAGUAGCCGGUGUAGAGAGGUGGCCGUAAGCGGAGGUUCCACUGUGAUCUAAGAUGGUGUUGGAUUCUGGACUUCACGUUGUGGAUUCCGGAAUUCAGGUACUCGAUUCCAGAUGUUUUGUUAGUGGAACUUAGAUUCGGGAUUCCAAUCGUUUGCGCGAUUCCGAAUUCCUUGAGUUUAAUUCUGGAUUCUUAAGCCCCGGAUUCUGGAUUCCAUAAGCAAAAGUUUCCCGGAUUCUGGAUUCCAAAUUAUCAGUUCAAAAUCACAAAAAUAAAAUAAAAUGACUAAAUAAAGGGAAAAAAGUUCUAUAGAGCGUUUUCACAUGACGUCAAGGCGGCCAUAUUGGUGUCCCAAAACAAUGAAACGGCGGCCAUUUUGGAGUCCCAAACCAGUCCUGUGGGAGUUGAACUCUCUUCUUAUGCAAAGACUUUCUUUUGUUCCAAUAAAUUUGCAUAGAUGCUGGCCACGUGAGUGAAAGCGCUCCACAUGAACGAGUCGACCUUCGUUGUUCGAUUUUGUUCGAUUUGGUUAAAUGUGGGGAUAAGUAUGUGAUUUUUACCAUUUUUGUGUGCUUGUUUUGUAGCUGUAAUACUUGUCAUGGCCAUGGUCGGGUGAUGUGCUGGACUUGUCAAGGACAAGGUCACCUAAAGAUGUAUAUUCAACUGACUGUCAAAUGGUAAGUAACGUCUCGUCUUGAUCUUAGCCUCGUGCAAAAUAAUCUGGAGAAAUUUGAAAACACAUCACUUUACCUUCCGUUUCGUCUACCUUCCAUACAAAACGGCGUGUUCCUUCACCGAAAUUAGUCUCCUGAGAACAGAAAUUUGGAAACGGUCGGUGAGAUGGUAGGUGUGGACCAUGCUUGUUCCCAGGGUUCUCUCUCUUCCUCCAAAAGAGACGAUCAUGGGAACGAUGUCAGGUGUGGACGGCUGACAGGCGACGAGACGAUUUGAUUUGCGCAAGCUCUAUUGGCUUCUAAACACUACGACAAGGUCACCUUUUCAAACUGGGUUAGUGUGAUGCGAAAUCGAUAGCGCGGCCGGAAAAUAUAACAACUUUUUGCGAACCAAGCCAACGAGAGUAGGUGACACUUAUCAGUUCUAAGAGCCGAUAAACCUAUGGCCUUCUAUUAGCUUCCAACUAAAUGGUCAUGGGGACACUUUAACCCUUUCACUGCCAAAAGUCAACAAAGUCAACGUUGACAAAAUUUUUCAAAUUUCAUUUUGUAAAAUGUUGAAAAACAAAUAGCACCGUGUGAAAGUACUGCCAAAGAGCUUUCAUUUGAAUGGUUACACUUUAGGAUUUCGUCCCCAGACUCAAAAGUUAGAGCCACCUUUCCAGACACCAUCAUGUACUGAAAUGAGGUAAUGAAAGGGUUAAAGAUCGAAUUUUCUGCAAUGUUAGUUUUUUUUUUUGGAGGAAAGGAUAAAAGCAGAGUAUGCGGAUAAAAACUUUUCUAGAUCGGAGCAGGGAAGGAGACAAACAGCAAACUCAACCCUUACAUAGCGUCAAGGAUCUUUAGGUUUCUAUCUACCGUUAGAACUACCUUGUUCAGCAUGAUAGGCAAGAGAAUGGGAAAGCUUUAGUUUUAGUUUGAAUGCACACACUUCAGUUAAAACUCUAUCCAAGUGUAAACACAGGAAUUCAUCACUUAAUGGCUAUCAUUUGAAUGAGAAUUUCACCUUAAAAUCCCGUUGAAAGACUCAAAAGGUAUGCAAGAAUAGUUAUAGAGAUGAAAGCGAAAACUAGUUCUCUGAGUCGGUACACUGGAACCUCGAUAUAACAAACCUCUUGUAAACAAAUGUUUAGUAGGGGUUUUAACUUUUUCAGGGAAUGUCACAUUGACAACCACGUCACAGAGAGAACAGACCUGCCCGAUCAUCUCAUAGUGGGAUCACAAGGAACGGAAAUUUUUACUCAAGAAUUUCCAAGGGUAACAGCCAGAUUUUGUGCGCGUGUGUGUUCGGAUAGCUUCAGAAGAAUGGCAGUGUUUUAUACCGUUAAAUGUAAUUUAACGUAGUUAAUGACCAGGAGCAAGAGAGUUGUCAGCAGCGUUCCGGGUUGUGUAGUGCUUUUAUAGUUUUUGGUAGCAUUCGUGUUGGUGUUGAAGCACUGGGGCGGGCCCUUGUUCAGCCGUAUCCGAGGUCAGCGCAUGCAUUGCUUCCAAAUGUGCUUACAGGUUUACUUGCGGGUACUUUAGGGCGCGAUCCAUUCGACCAAAAUUUCCGGAAAUUUCGGUCCAAAACUCAAUGGAUCGGCUCGGUCCAACCGGAAAAGUUUCGAAAAAACUGGUCCAUCUUUUGAGGUGGACUACUUUUCCCGGUCGGAAUUUUGGUUGAAUGGAUCGUGCCCUUAGUCACGGUCGGGGGCUCGGUUUGGGCAGACCACUCGGGUUUUCUAUCGCCUUGCCAUUGGGGCUGUGAUUUGGGGAAAAUGGUUGUUGUUCCCAGUCCCCUUGGGCACCUCACUUCCACUCGCAACUUGGGCGUGAACCCUCGUUUUCGCUUGCUACCAGUCAGUAAGAAAGACUGCUUUCUUCUUUUCUGAGCUUGUCAAAAUUACAACUUCUUCGCUGAUUAUUAAGUGUAAUAUUUCUUUUCUUCUCGGUCACUCAGUGAUAGGCUAUCCAUGCUUUGCCAGCCGCAGCUAUCCCAAAAAGCAUGGCAGGAAAAAAAUUAUGUCGCUCAAGAAUUUUGUAUCGAUGACUGAUCAUUUCAAUUUCAUCCUGCUUGCCAACGUCAUAUGUUUUUUUUUCUUUGUAGGUUUAUCCAAUCACAACGUUCCAUGACCCGGAUGUUAAUCACGGUUCCCAGGCCCUCGUUGAUGCUCAUUCCCGUAACUGGCCUACUAAACGAAUCCUUAUGCAGGUAAGAAAACUGUCAGGUAACUACAGGUCUCCACUUUAGAAACGAGAAGAAAGCUGCGGCGUGUUAAUUUUCUCAAAGAUUUCUGAGACGGCAGUACUUUUGUGUCGUCAUGCAACGCUCCCUUCUGGGACGGUUACUGGGGACAGGGGAAAAAUUGGCCAUUGGCUGACCGGCGCGUCCCCAGAGACGAUCCUAGGGGUCUUCGCGAAAUUAACUCCGCCUAGUUUACUCCUCGUUUCUAAACUGGUGAAUGUCUUUUUAGAUUAUACAGUCGAACUGUUAUUUCGCGGCCGCCCUUACUUAGGGAUAGGAAAACUGUUAGUUCUGUUCAAAGGCAAUCCACUUCUUUCCUUACAAAUAACUUCCUACUAGUCUCACGUUUCAAAAUGGCGCAUGACAGGGCGUGGUAUCCAGGGGGUGAACAGAAAACCAUUCUGUGCCGUUACCUAGGCACUGGUACUCGGGCACCAAGUGUGACAUUGUCAUAGUGUGAGCCUAUACCUGUAUGGAUUAAUAAAAAUCAAAUUUAUUUGUUGAUUUAUUUCAGCGUCACACGUUACGAGCUGUGCCAGUAUCUGAAGUGAAGUAUGAGUGGAAAGAUAAAAACACUCGUUUCUGGGUGUACGGCCUGGAUCACAGAGUGCACGCCCCAGACUACCCCCAACAGUGCUGUUGUGGUUGCACUAUAAUCUAG
Messenger RNA from Porites lobata, 11684 nucleotides. The record is from the annotation of a GenBank genome assembly. Lineage: Eukaryota; Metazoa; Cnidaria; Anthozoa; Scleractinia; Poritidae.